AGUUCAAUUGGGAGAACUGUUCUCCAAUGAGUACUUUCAUGGCUGCGAGUGUGAAGCUUAUGCCUAAUACAUGAGAAGCAGUAUCACAACUCAAGUGUUCACAAGUGAUUGGCUCUUUUAUGUAUCAUUUAGUUGUUUUAAAUUCUUUGUAAAUAUUCCUUACAUUGUAUAGCCUCAACUUUUAUAUGGUAAUAUCAAAUUAUUUAAUGAUAUAUUCAUUUGUUAUUUUAUAUUAUUGAAUACAAAUUUUCAUUUAUUUUAAAAUAAAUAUUUUUUAUAGAUAUUUUGAUUUUCUAUAAAUAUUAAAUUAAGAGGUUGAUUAGACAUAUUUUGAGGGUUGUUAUAAUUUUUAAGUUUACAUAAACUGAUUAAAGUUUUCAUUUUUUGAAAUCUUUUUAGAAAUUUUGUUAUUUUACUAAGAAUUAAUUAAUAUUGGGAUAUUUCAUAUUUUAAUUGGUGUUUUAAAAUAGGUAAACAUUCUCAAUAAUAUAUAACUUCUAUACUGAAAAUCUCAUGUCUUUUAAAUUCAAGUAUUCUUAUUUUUUUUCUUGUAAUUCUUGUAUUCUUUACAAAAUAAUUUUCAAUUUUUCAGUUAAUUUUUUAAUUAUUUUAAUAUAUUUAUAUUUAGUUAUUUUCCUAUUUGUUAGUUUAACUUAUUUGAUACUGAUUUUUAGGCUUUUUUAAUAUUUAUUUUAAAAAGAUAAACAGACAGAAAUUAAGAUAAUGAUUUGCUAUAUUUUGAUUAGUGAUUUUAACUUUCAUGUAGAGAUGAUCAAUGUCUUAUAAAUUUUAUAGAGUAAUAUUAAGUUAGUUUUUAGUUAUAUUUUUCCAUUUGUUAGUUUAAAUUAGUUGAUAUAUAUUUUAAUUUAUUUGAAAGAAAUAUUUUUAUCUGGAAUUUUUGAUAUUCUAUGAGUAAAACAUUAAGAUGUUGAUUGAAAUAUUUAAUUGAUUUUAAAAUUUAUCUGAACAUUCUAAACUUUGAUGUAGAGAUGUUCAAUGGCUUAUAAAUUUUAUAGAGUAAUAUUAAGUUAUUUUUUAGUGAUUUUUUUCCUUUGUUAGUUUACAUUAUUUGAUAUAGAAUUUAAUUUUGUUGAAAGAAUUAUUUUUAUCUGGAAUUUUUUUAUAUUCUAUCAGUAUUACAUUAAGAUGUUGAUGAAAUAUUUAAUUGAUGUUUUAAAAUUUAUCUGAACAUUCUAAAUAACGUAUAACUUUAUUUUUUCUGAAAUUAUUGUAUUCUUUACAAGUAAUUUGAACUUUAAUUUCAGCUGAUUUUAUUAUAAUUUUUUUCAAGAUUGGGUAUAUUUUUAAGUUAUUUUUUCAGUUUUGGAAUAUUUUCUGGAAAUAUCAAUAUUUUAAAAGUAAAAACUAAUAUGAUGAUUUUUCAAUUGGUAAUUUGUUAAAUUCUAUGUGGAUAUUCUCCAUCACUUACGUGUUUGUAAGAGCAAACAUUUAAUAAUCAGAUACCAUUUUUAACUGUUGGCAACAUAUAACCAAUUGUUUUUUGUUUUGGUGAUUAAACAAUUCAAGUGGACAGACAACACGUACCAUAGAUAAACUAGGCUUAUAUAUACGGUACCCAAGUCCAAAAGAAAAACACAAGUUCACAAGAAAAAAUCUUGAAGACUUUGAAUAAUCAAGAGAUGCAAAAGAUGAUGAUGAUACUUCUUUUACUGUCAAUAAUUUGUGUUACCAUUCUCUUCUUGAAAAAACAGUCAACAGGGAAGAAAAUCAGUACACCAAGGUCACCGUCGACAGUUCCGGUUAUCGGGAACCUUCAUCAGCUCGGCCGCUACCCUCACCGAUCACUAUGCUCUCUCAGCCAUCGUUAUGGUCCUCGCAUGCUCCUUCACUUUGGCCGUGUCCCUGUUCUUGUAGUCUCUUCAGCGGACGCGGCUCAAGAUGUUUUGAAGACCCACGACCGCGUUUUUGCGAGCCGUCCACGAUCGAAAAUCUUCCGAAAGCUGCACUACGACGGGCGUGAUGUAGGCUUAGCUCCUUAUGGAGAGUAUUGGAGACAAAUGAAGAGUGUGUGUGUCCUUCAUCUCCUAAGCAACAAGAUGGUACGGUCCUUUCGAGACGUACGAAAAGAAGAGAUCAGAAUAUUGAUGGAAAAUGUCAGGAAAUCAAAUUCUUCGCGGAUUAAUCUAAGCAAGCUAUUGGCGAGUUUAACUAACGAUGUAAUAUGUAGAGUUGCUUUUGGAAAGAAAUACGGUGGUGACACAGAUUUUAUGGAGUUAAUAGAGAGGUUCGAGAAGCUGUUGGGAUCAUUUAGUAUCGGAACUUAUGUACCAUGGCUUGCAUGGCUUGAUUGGAUCAGCGGUUUGGAUGCUGAAGUAGAAAAGACGAAAAAUGAUUUUGAUGAAUUCUUAGAGAGAGUUGUACAAGAUCAUGUAGAUGGUGGCAGAGAUAAGAAUGAUUUUGUCCAUGUAUUGCUAGCAAUUCAGAGAGAGAAGAGCAUCGGGUUUGAAAUCGACCGAAUAAGCAUAAAGGCUAUUAUCAUGAAUAUUUUUGUGGGUGGUACGGACACAUCUUUUACAGUUAUGGAAUGGGCAAUGACAGAGCUUUUACGUCACCCAGAGUGUCUGAACAUCCUUCAAGAAGAAGUCCAUGGGAUUUGUAAGGGAAAAUCGAAUGUAUCAGAAGAAGAAAUUCAAGACAUGAAAUACUUAAAAGCUGUGAUCAAAGAGACAAUGAGGUUACAUCCUCCACUUCCGUUGUUGGUUCCUCAUGAAUCAACACAUGAUGUCCAAUUAAGAGAUUACUAUAUACCAACCGGUACGCAGGUUAUGAUCAAUGUUUGGGCCAUUGGGAGAGAGGCUGCAACCUGGGGACCAGACGCAGAGUUGUUUAGACCGGAGAGGCAUUUAGAUACGUCUGUUGAUUUCCGGGGUCAGGAUUUUCAUUUGAUUCCGUUUGGUGCAGGAAGAAGAAUUUGCCCAGCGAUAUCGUUCGCUACGGUGCUGAUUGAGUUGGUUUUAGCUAACUUAGUGCAUCAAUUUGAUUGGAGAUCCACAGAUGAUGAUCAGACUGAUGUUCCUGAAGCAAUUGGCAUUGGGAUUCGCCGCAUGCUGCCUCUUUAUGCCAUUGCGUCUUCUACUACUUAACUUGGGGCGUUAUAUAAUGAUUUAUUUUAUGUAAGGGGGUUACCUUUUUCUGCGCCAGGGUAUCUGGUUUUAUUUGUUUUUUUCUUCCUAAAGUUGUUUUCACCUAUUGUCAAGUGAUUUUGUUUUAAAUCACUUAUUUUGUUUUCUCUAUCAUAUUCAAAAGAACUCGUGUUUGAUAAAAUAAGAAUCUGCGUUUCACAAAAAAAUACAUAAAACGGUCCUGAAAGAGCACACGUUUUUUUGGUGCAUUGAGAAAAUGGGUCUUUAUUUUUUAUAUUAAAAUGUCAUUUCAUUACUAAAACAUGAAGUGAUCAGUAAAGCUAUAACGAAAACAACUAACAAAACAAAGUUUUCUAUAAAAAAACUCUAACAUUUCUAUGAGAACUGGUUUUUAAAACUAUGUGGAUUAGAAGAAAAACAUAUUAAUGAACCUUUAAAUUAAUAAAAAAAUAUUAACGGACGAGGGAUUCAUCGAACACUCCGCUUCUUACACAAAAGUUUUAAAGUUCAAAAAAGUGUCACGUGAACCUUGUUUCAAAGAGAAACUGGAGCUUAAAAAUGACGUGGGUCUAAAGAAAAGUGGAAAAAGAAACGAGCUUAGAAUUCAAAAACGGGUCACGUGUGCCUUGUUUCAAAGAGAAACCGAAGACUUGGAAAUGACGUGGGUUUAUAGCAAAAGAUGGUAACAGAAAACUCAUGCGCCUAGAAUUGCACGGUGAGAUAGAAACAGGUGGGUAUUUAUGCGGAAACCACAUUCAUCUUAAGACAUGAUAUAUUAUGGUUCGAGUCUUUUACGAGUCUUUGUAGAUUCAGGUACGGUUGGACAAAAAUGAAGAGUCUAGAGCACUCUCGAACUUAGAGAAAAUUGGAGAUGAAACCCGAAGUUGGAAUCAAUUUUUGGAGUUGGUGUCGAUCGACACCCACAAUCGUGUUCGUCGACACCUAUCGUUGACUGAAAUUCCUCACAUGUUUUUAUCAAGUUUCAAGAAUUAAACAAUUCCCAAAGUUUCUGCUUAUUUGCAGUUUAAGUCUUUAACGUGUUUUAGACCUAUGUCUAUUAUUUUUAAAUUAUUAUUAGGCUAAUCCUAUGGUGAUCUUAUGUGUUUAUCCCUUUUCUCACAAAAAUAUUUUUCUAAACAUGAAAAAAUUGGUUACAAGGAAAUUGCUGGAGAUCCGGUCUUUGCUGUUUAUGAAGAUGAAGGCCUGAUUCCAAUGGAAUACUGAGUCGACGACGAUCAAGUUCAAGAGAACGUUGAUGAAGUUUGUCUUCACAUGAUGGAAAAUGUGCAACUUGAGCCAACAAAGGACAUUCACAUUAAUAACAAAGUUGAUGAGAGGAGUUAUAAUCUCUUGGAAUCGCUUGAUGCAGAAUCUUAUGAAAAGAUUAAUGAGAUUGAAGUUUGGAAUAAUUACGUCAGAUGGUUUGAAAAUUUUUAUCAAUGGAUAAAGAAGAAGAAGAAAAACGAGAUAAAAACAAUGGUUAAGAUUUGAGGAAAAAUCUUCUUCGAUCCGGAAAAAAAUGAUGUAAAUAAAUGUUUGGAAUAUUUUCAAAUAUUGUUUUAGAUAAUUAUCUUUAUUAUUUUAGGAUUUUAUGGUUUUCUUAUAUAUAGUAUUUUAGUUUUAAGUUUGUGAUUUUCAUGUGUAACAUUGCAGCAUCAUGAGCAACAAGGAAACACAACUUUUGAAU
Molecule: messenger RNA, 4791 nt
Organism: Brassica napus (rape)
Lineage: Eukaryota; Viridiplantae; Streptophyta; Magnoliopsida; Brassicales; Brassicaceae
Product: cytochrome P450 71A26-like
Exons: 2
Coding region: 1641-3104 (487 amino acids)
Molecular function (GO): oxidoreductase activity, acting on paired donors, with incorporation or reduction of molecular oxygen; iron ion binding; monooxygenase activity
Source: RefSeq, a predicted model, not a curated record